Ictidomys tridecemlineatus (thirteen-lined ground squirrel) is the source of this 1715-nucleotide messenger RNA. RefSeq names its product tachykinin receptor 2 (gene Tacr2). Gene Ontology annotation, molecular function: substance K receptor activity. Gene Ontology annotation, cellular component: plasma membrane; sperm midpiece. Lineage: Eukaryota; Metazoa; Chordata; Mammalia; Rodentia; Sciuridae. Gene Ontology annotation, biological process: G protein-coupled receptor signaling pathway; positive regulation of flagellated sperm motility. The record is from RefSeq and is a predicted model, not a curated record.
AUGGGGGCCUGCGUCCUCCUGGGCGACACCAACAUCUCCUCUGGCCUCGAGAGCAACAGCACAGAUGUCACCGCCUUCUCCAUGCCCGGCUGGCAGCUGGCUCUGUGGGCCACAGCCUACCUGGCCCUGGUGCUGGUGGCCGUGACGGGCAACGCCACGGUCAUCUGGAUCAUCCUGGCGCAUCAGAGGAUGCGCACGGUCACCAACUACUUCAUCGUCAACCUGGCCCUGGCUGACCUGUGCAUGGCCACCUUCAAUGCCACCUUCAACUUCGUCUAUGCCAGCCACAACAUCUGGUACUUCGGCCGUGUCUUCUGCUACUUUCAGAACCUCUUCCCCAUCACGGUCACGUUUGUCAGCAUCUACUCCAUGACAGCCAUCGCCGCUGACAGGUACAUGGCCAUCGUCCAUCCCUUUCAGCCACGGCUCUCCGCCCCCAGCACCAAGGCAGUUAUCGCGGGCAUCUGGCUGGUGGCCCUGGCCCUCGCCUUCCCCCAGUGCUUCUAUUCCACCAUCACCGUGGACCAGGGCGCCACCAAGUGCGUGGUGGCCUGGCCUGAAGACAGCAGGGACAAGUCACUCCUCCAGUACCACCUAGUGGUGAUCGCCCUCAUCUACCUCCUGCCCCUCCUGGUGAUGUUCAUUGCCUACAGCAUCAUUGGCCUCACACUCUGGAGGCGCGCUGUCCCACGACACCAGGUCCACGGUGCCAACCUGCGCCACCUGCAGGCCAAGAAGAAGUUUGUGAAGACCAUGGUGCUGGUGGUGGUGACAUUUGCCAUCUGCUGGCUGCCCUACCACCUCUACUUCAUCCUGGGCAACUUCCGGGAGGACAUCUACUGCCAUAAGUUCAUCCAGCAGGUGUACCUGGCGCUCUUCUGGCUGGCCAUGAGCUCCACCAUGUACAACCCCAUCAUCUACUGCAGCCUCAACCACAGGUUCCGCUCGGGAUUCCGCCUUGCUUUCCGGUGCUGCCCGUGGGUCACUCCAACCGAGGAAGAUAAACUAGAGCUGACUCCCACUCCAUCCCUUUCCAUGAGGGUCAAGAGGUGUCACACGAAAGAGAUUUUGCUCAUGGCCGGGGAUGUGGCCCCUUCUGAAGUUCCUAGAGGGAAGGCUGGGUGGAGGUCCCCAAGAGGGGAAGCCUGCUGAACUCUGAAGCCUCGUGCCUGGAUCCAGGGCCAGGUGUCACCCCCUUGGACAAUUGUCAUGUGGGGAUGUGAUGGGAGCCCGCUGUGGGUAUAUCUUUCAAGAAAAGCUGGAAAUCCAAAUUUGCAUGUGAAACUUCUAGACCUGUUCAAUGUGGCUCACCCAAGUGUUUAUAAACGUUGGGUAAGGAAACAAAACUCAUCUGGGGCAGCACAUGACCAUGACCCUGAUUUGUUACGAGGCCCACGACACAGGGAAGAAGUCUUCUUAUUUUUGCAAAGCCAUGAGCUGUAAGUGGACCCAGGGCUGGCUUCUGUCUCAAAAUCAAAAUAACUCAAGAUACAGCCCAGAGUAGAGGGUGGUUAAAUCCAAUGGGAUCUCCGCUGAGUUGCUUUGGGCAAGUCACUCUGACCCUCAGCCUCUUCCUCUGCCCAGUGGCAAAAUCACAGGCCGGGAAAAGUCACAGAAUCAGUGCCAGGUUGAAAGGCAGCCCUGGUUCUUAUCAUUCCCACACCAGCCGCUUCACAUGAGCGCCACCUACAGGUCAGCCCCCACCAUCGCUCUGC